AUGUGGCGCUACCUCGGCAACGAGGAUGAGGAAGAGGAGGAGGAGGAGGAGGAGCGGCACUCUCCUCCCUCUGUGCGCAUCAUCCACUCUGGCCACGCGUGUAACAUCGAGGAGGAGCGCUACACAGAGAGGGUGUACACCAUCCGCGAGGGGGAGACCCUGGAGCUCACCUGCCUGGUCACAGGACACCCCAGGCCCCAGAUCCGAUGGACUAAGACAGCGGGCAGUGCCUCGGACCGUUUCCAGGACUCCAGCGUGUUCAACGAGACCCUGCGGAUCAGCCGCAUCCAGCGGCACCAGGGCGGCCGCUACUACUGCAAGGCCGAGAAUGGCCUGGGCUCGCCGGCCAUCAAGUCCAUCCGAGUGGACGUUUACUAUUUGGACGACCCCGUGGUGACGGUUCACCAGAGCGUGGGCGAGGCCAAGGAGCAGUUCUACUACGAGCGGACCGUGUUCCUCCGCUGCACGGCCAACUCGAACCCGCCCGUGCGCUACAGCUGGAGGCGAGGCCGGGAGUACCUCUCGCAGGGCUCCGACAAGGGCGUGGAGAUCUACGAGCCCUUCUUUACCCAGGGGGAGACGAAGAUCUUGAAGCUGAAGAACCUCCGACCUCAGGACUAUGCCAACUACACGUGCAUCGCGUCCGUCCGCAACGUCUGCGGCAUCCCCGAUAAGAACAUCAUGUUCCGGCUCACCAACAAAACAGCCUCGCCCAACAUUAAGCUACUGGUGGAGGACCCCAUCAUCGCCAACCCGGGGGACAGCGUCACCCUGGUGUGCAUCACCUCCGGCGGGGAGCCCUCCCCCACCCUCACCUGGGUGCGCAACGCCGAGGGCCUCCCCAAGAAGAGCGUCCUGAACGGGGGCACCCUCACGCUGCCCGGCAUCACCACCGACGAGGCGGGCGUCUACAGCUGCGUGGCCAGCAACAACGUGGGCAACCCCGCCAAGAAGUCCACUAACAUCAUCGUCCGAGCCUUGAAAAAGGGUCGGUUCUGGAUCACGCCGGACCCCUACCACAACGACGACAACAUCCAGAUCGGCCGCGAGGUGAAGAUCUCGUGCCAGGUGGAGGCGACGCCGCCCGACGAGCUGCAGUUCAGCUGGCUGAAGAACGGCCGCCCGCUACGCAGCUCCGAGCGCAUGGUCAUCACGCAGACCGACCCGGACGUGGCGCCCGGCACCACCAACCUGGACAUCAUCGACCUCAAGUUCACCGACUUCGGCACGUACACCUGCAUGGCGUCGCUGAGGAACGGAGGCAUCCCGGAGAUCAGCAUCGACGUCAACAUCUCCUCCACCACAGUUCCCCCCAACCUGACGGUCCCGCGGGGGAAGUCUCCGCUGGUGACGCAGGAGGGGGACACGGUGGAGCUGCAGUGCCUGGUGUCGGGCAAGCCCAAGCCCAUCAUCCUGUGGUCGCGCGCCGACAAGGAGGCGCCCAUGCCCGACGGCAGCCUGCAGGUGGAGAGCUACGACGGCGUGCUGCGCGUGGUCAACGUGUCGCGCGAGAUGAGCGGCCAGUACCGCUGCCAGACCAGCCAGUACAACGGCUUCAACGUCAAGCCCAGGGAGGCCAUCGUGGAGCUCAUCGUGCAAUACCCUCCGGCGGUGGAGCCCACCUACACGGAGAUCCGGCAGGGCCUGGGCCGCGCCUUCACGCUGACGUGCCGCGUGCUGCGGGCGCACCCGUCCCGCGUGCUCAAGUACGAGUGGAAGCUGGGCACGCGCCUGCUCACCGUGGGCGACUUCGCCCAGCGCGACGAGACCGAGUACCACGUGCGCGCGCUCAACCGCGAGGGCUACGGCGAGUACACCUGCGACAUCACCAACGAGGCCGGGGCCGGGCGAUGCACCUUCCUGGUCACAGGUAAGGCCUUUCAGCCGGAGUUCUACCACGACACCUACGGGGCGCUUUGGCAGAACAGGCCGCGGGUGUAUGGCUUCAAGCUCCAGUGGACCCAAAUGAACCCGGGCUCAGUGGACCGCAUCAAGGCCUACAGACUGGGAAUCAAGCAGACUGGACAGCAGCGUUGGUGGGAGCAGGAGAUCCAGCAGGAGGGCAACAUUGAGAGGGGCCAGCUCAUCACCUACAACCUGACCGAGCUCAUCAAGCCCGAGGCCUACCAGGUGCGCCUCACCCCCAUCACUCGCUUCGGAGAGGGCGACUCCGCCGAGAGGAUCAUCCGCUACAGCGCUCCUGUCAACCCCCACUGGAACAAGUUCCACUGCAGCUUCGAGGAGGAGGCCAUCUGCAUGUUCACUCAGGACAAGACGGAGGAGUUCGACUGGACCCGGCACAGUGCGGCCACGCGGGACACCAAGUACACCCCCAACACCGGGCCCAGCAGUGACCGCAGCGGCUCCAAACAAGGUUUUUACAUGUACAUCGAGACGUCUCGUCCGAGGGUCGCCGGGGACAAAGCGCGUCUGCUGAGCCCCUCGUUCAGCGUGGCCCCCAAGAACCCGUACGGGACGGUCAGCACCAACCCCACCUACUGCUUCAGCUUCUACUACCACAUGUAUGGCAAGCAUAUAGGAUCUCUGAUUGUGUACCUGCGACAGAAGGGACAGACAGGGCCCGAUGCGUCUGUGUGGACCCUCAACGGUAACCAGGGCGAACGCUGGAGGCAAGCGCGGGUCAACAUCCACCCAAAGACGGCCUUCCAGGUUAUAAUAGAGGGUAUCCGUGGCAAUGGCAUCGAAGGAGACAUUGCCAUAGACGACGUGGCCAUUGAAGAGGGAGAAUGUCGAGACCCUCCCCCCAAUAGCAAUCUGAGGUCCUCCGCCUCGCCCACCAACAGGCAUAUAUGGCAGUCUUGUGUCGCCCUGCUCCUCGUGGUGAUGGGACAUCGAAGGUGACCUUCCGGAGGCGAGGACGCGCUCCUGGCUCAGCCGCCGCCGAGGCGAGGGAGGGAGGGAGAG
Sardina pilchardus (European sardine) is the source of this 2925-nucleotide messenger RNA. RefSeq names its product MAM domain containing glycosylphosphatidylinositol anchor 2a (gene mdga2a). Gene Ontology annotation, biological process: homophilic cell-cell adhesion. The transcript is spliced from 17 exons. Lineage: Eukaryota; Metazoa; Chordata; Actinopteri; Clupeiformes; Clupeidae. The record is from RefSeq and is a predicted model, not a curated record. The coding region runs from base 1 to 2862 and encodes 953 amino acids. Gene Ontology annotation, cellular component: plasma membrane.